This is a messenger RNA of Solanum dulcamara, 550 nucleotides long. Its product is annotated as protein TAP1-like. The transcript has 2 exons. The record is from RefSeq and is a predicted model, not a curated record. Bases 47 to 355 code for a protein of 102 amino acids. Lineage: Eukaryota; Viridiplantae; Streptophyta; Magnoliopsida; Solanales; Solanaceae.
GCCUAAGUAUAGCUAAGCAUUGCAAUAUUACUAAGUAUAGCAAGACAUGGCAACGAAAUGGCUAACCCUAAUGCUAACAAUGAUGGUCAUAUUUGAAGGGGAUUUGAUUAUGGCCAAUCUUAUGGAGGUGAAAUGUAUAAAACAUUGCAUGAAAAAUUGCAAAAGAGUUGGCAUACCCUCUGCUGCUUGCCUCAAAUUCUGCCCACUUCACUGCAUCCCACCACCUAUGCUAUCAUCUGAAGUCAGCCAUUGCAAUGCCCGAUGCAUUCUUGAACAUUGUCUUGACUACAAGAAUGAAGAAGAGAAACUGGAAGGUUGUGCAUCCAAAUGCUUGAACAAUUUUGAUCACUGUUAAGUGUGUUUUUCAUCACAGUAGUUAUUACUUCUAUAAUGACAAUUAUACUGCCUCUUUCCAUAUUACUUCUAGGAUCUUCUGUGUCUGUUUAUUUCUCUUUUAGUAUAUUUUUAAUGCAGAAUGUACACAAUAAAUGGUAGGGCCAUGAUAUGUAUAAGGGGGAAAAGUACUUAAUAAAAUAACUAGUUUUCUUUA